AUGCUCGCCAUCGUGCCACUGGUUCCCGGCAUGCUCGUGCUGCUUGCUGAUGCUCCAGGCGCUGUCGCCCAAGCUCAAAACAUCGCCCAGCAGCCGACCGUGUACAAGACUGUCACCGUUCCGGUCGACUUGGCCAAUUCUCCCAAUGCCCAGGUUGCCGUGACCACCGUCGCCCUUUCAACUGUCACUGUCUUCGGCAGCGAGCCCAACUCUGCGCUUGCAACGAUCGUGAUCUCACCCGACGCUGAGCAAAGCAGCACUGCAGCAAUCUCCAGCAGCGAAUCUAUCAACGGAGCGGCUGCCAGCAGUGGCCUCACUACUUCGGCUCCUUCUGCAUUUCCCUCUCUUACCGCGAACGGAACCUCCUUCGGAAACUUCACCAACACCACAUGGCCGCUAGACAAUUCCACCUCUGUCACCUUGAUCGACCCUACCGGCACAGAUGUGGGUGCCCAGGAAAGCAACACUGCUCAUGACGGCAAGCCUGUGGACACUGCUGGAAAUGCCAAAAGCGCUGCAGUCUCCGAGACUCAUGGUCUUGUUGGUGGGGUUGUCAGAGGCAUUGUUGUUGCUUUCCUCGUUGCUUUGGCCCUUUAAUCCCAUUCUAAAGCAACUACGGAUACAGGAGAACAAACCCUGCUUCCCCUGCUUUCCGGACAGCAAGAGCAUCCUCAUGACACAUGAGGAAAAAGACUGUGGAGGAGCUCG
This is a messenger RNA of Neurospora tetrasperma FGSC 2508, 708 nucleotides long. RefSeq lists its product as uncharacterized. The transcript is spliced from 2 exons. The record is from RefSeq and is a predicted model, not a curated record. Lineage: Eukaryota; Fungi; Ascomycota; Sordariomycetes; Sordariales; Sordariaceae. The coding region runs from base 1 to 597 and encodes 198 amino acids.